ACUGUCCUGGCAGGCCGGGGCGGCGGCUGCGGGGAGACGGUCCCCAGGGCCCAUCCCCUGCCCCUCGUCACCCCAGUCGUGCAGCAUGAGCAGCCCCGAGCCGCCCACAGAGACGCCUGGACGUGAGGCCCCCACCUGCUCGGCUCAGCCCACCUACAGCAACCUUGGUGAGGUCCGCGCCCACCUGCUGCCCUCCAAGGCCUGCCGGCCCCCCCGGAAAUCUGGGUCCCCCCUGGCUGACCCACAUCCCCUGCCCCCACCCCUGCCCAAGAAGACCCUGUCCAGGACCCAGUCGCUGCCCAUCCACGGGGUCCCCAGCCACACCCCUGCUCCGAAAGGGCAGCCUCGGAGGGCCUUUCUGGGGUCCCACAGUGUGGACGAGAGCCAGGCGGAUGACGGCAACGCUCGGCCAGCCUGUCCCCCCGCAGAGCCGGCCUUCAGCUCCUUCGACGCCUGGCCUGGCCUCUCCGGGCACGACCUGAACUGCCCCGAGGCCAUGCACGCGGUCCUGGAGGCGCGGCAGCUGGAGGGUCUCCGCACCGUGCACGCCCGGCUCCAGGCCCGACUCCUGGGGGGCCACCCGGGCCCCUGCCACCCCGGCCAUGGCUUCCGCCUCCUGGACAGCUCGCCCUACGUGGAGAGUGGGGAUGCCCUCUACUACCGCAUGGUGCGGAUGAGCAAUGGGGCCUGGCACCUCCUGGCGGCCAAGGUGUCCAAGCCGGGACCCGAGGAGCCUCGCCCGUGGGGCCUGGAGCUGCAGGCCUCGCUGCCCCCGCACUUCAACCUUCAGGGGCUGUGCGGCUCGGUGCCCGAGGGCGCCCUGCCCGACGUGCCCUGGACGGGCCCCGCGGUGCUGGCGGCCGAGGUGCCGGAGCGCACGCUGACCCAGUGGCUGGCGGAGGUGGGCACGCGGAAGCGGCCGGCGGAGCUGGCCUGGGUGGCGGCCCUGCUGCUGCUGCAGCUGAGCGCGGCCCUGGAGCAGCUGGAGGCGCGCGGCGCGGCCCUGGCGGAGCUGCGGCCCGAGAACCUGCUGCUGGCGGCGCCCCGAGGCUGCGCGGCCGCCGGGCCCCCGCGCCUGCUGCUGGCCGACUUCGGCCGCGUCCGCCCGCAGCCCCCGGGCGCCCCGUGCGCCCACGCGCCUCAGCUGGGCCGCCUGCUCCGCACGCUCCUCGGCCUCGCCGCGCCCUCGGCCACGCCCUUGGCCGGCGGCCUGGAGGCCCUGGCGGCCCGGCUGGCCUGCGCCCGGCCGUCGGCGGCCCAGACGCGCGGCGCGCUGCAGGCGCUGCUCUGGGGGCCCGGGCCCGAGCUGCACCGCCAGGGGGCGCCGCUGGGGCGCUGGCUGCAGGUGCGCCGCGCGGGGCUGGUCCUGCACCUGGCCGAGCGCGCCUCCGGGGGCGAGGCGCCCGGCCUGGAGGACUGGCUGUACUGCGAGUACCUGGCCGAGGCCACCGAGGCCUCGCUGGGCCACGCCCUGGCACUGCUGUGGGACUGACGCCUCCAGGGGCCCCGUGCCUGUCUGUCCCGGGGGUGAGGGCCAGGGGGCACUGCGGGAACGUGGGCGCCUCCUCUCCAUGCAGGAGACUUGAGCCCGAGUCAUCCCCCAGGCAGGCAGGGGGCUGACGGCCAUGGCCUCCGGAAGCUCCCUGAUGCCGGGCCGGCCCGGCCCUCCUCCGGUGUGGACACUCGCUGGCCACCGUCUCUGCGGGAGUGUGGGUCCCCUCCGCCCGCCUUCCAGCAGAGGUGAGGACGCCCUCUAGUGCUGGAGUCUGAUGGUCACUGUCUUCGUGAGAAGGUGGCCACUGUCCCUCCGACGGCGACGGCGUAGCAGAGGCGUCUCUGGGCCUGGAGCACCCCCUUGUGCCGAGGACGUGUGUGAACGUCCUUGUCAAGAACGGCUUGGGGUCUCGGGGGGAGGGAAAGCUCCCAGAGCCUGAGACCCCAGACCACCGGCAAAGCCCACCGCAGAGGAAUCUGAACUCGCCUGCCCCGCCUGCCCCGCCGCCCCUCUGCACCCGCCGCCCAGCACCCCCUCUGCACGUCCCCCGGCCCUCUCGCAGGCGCUCCGGGAAAUUAAGUCCUGUCCAGCCACCAAGCCUCUCGCUGGGCUGUCCCCUCUGCCAGACCGUCCAAAUGUCACCUCCUCUAAAUAAAGUUGCCCCUCCUGA
Hyaena hyaena (striped hyena) is the source of this 2165-nucleotide messenger RNA. RefSeq names its product PEAK family member 3 (gene PEAK3). Gene Ontology annotation, cellular component: actin cytoskeleton; focal adhesion. Lineage: Eukaryota; Metazoa; Chordata; Mammalia; Carnivora; Hyaenidae. The transcript has 4 exons. The coding region runs from base 86 to 1492 and encodes 468 amino acids. The record is from RefSeq and is a predicted model, not a curated record. Gene Ontology annotation, molecular function: protein kinase activity. Gene Ontology annotation, biological process: protein phosphorylation.